UCUUACACCAACCCCUGAGUUGUCUCGUUUCUACCACUACCACAAAACAUGGCUCACAACAUCCCUGUAAUUUCUGACACUGGUCAGUUGGGACACCCAGCACCUCCACCUCCAAUAAUCCUCGAUGAGAACCGCGAAAUACUCGACGAUGACAAGGGGAACGCCAGUGCCCUCAAGCGUGACUAUACGACUUUCAGCCGCGAUGGCGGAGCAGAAGAUGUUGACGCGACGGGCAUGGUCAAUGCAGAAACUUACAAGAAUCAGGCCUUUCGACGCGACCACCUGGAGGCGCAGUUGGACCGGCGUAUGGACGGCAUACAUGAGCCUCAAGCUCAUGGCGCUAUGAUGGGAGGAAUGGUGCCAAUUCAUGAACAAUUACAAGGAGUCGAGACAACAGCAAGGAUGGACGAACGGUUAAGAGGAACUGAGGAGACAAUAAAGGGAAUGCAAGAGGAGAUUGCUCGGGCUACCAAGCAGGUUGACAACCUCAAUGUCAAAGUUGGCGAGCUUUUGUUGGAACUCUUUGCAAGUCGGAUGAAGGCACGGCAAAGAAAAAACAUCCUCAGGUUCCCGAUCAACAGUAAACUUUUACAAGUCCCAUUUCCCGAUGGAACGGAGCCUUGGGGUCAAGAGAGACAAAUUAUUGUCCAGGAUCAGAAUGUCAGCGUACAACUCCCUGCUCUUGACAGCGUCGACGCCAUUAGGGACCUUGCCCAGCCAGGGAACAUUGAUAUUCUUAAUGCGUAUGUAGAAGGGUAUUAUGGGGACGACUGGAAUGUAGCCCAGCCAACUGAGAAGAAGAUAAAGUGGCUUUUGGCGGUUGUGGGGUGUAAAGAUUGACUUUUUUCCCUUUUCAAAGCAAUCCCUGUUGUUUUAUGUUUC
Molecule: messenger RNA, 882 nt
Organism: Marasmius oreades (fairy-ring Marasmius)
Lineage: Eukaryota; Fungi; Basidiomycota; Agaricomycetes; Agaricales; Marasmiaceae
Exons: 4
Coding region: 49-840 (263 amino acids)
Source: RefSeq, a predicted model, not a curated record